AUGUGGUUAGUUGCGAAAAACAGUUCCAUGCUGUCGCCUGAUCUGACGCUGAUCAUUUUACAUAUUGCCUUAAGAAAUUUAAGGGUGUUGGGGUCCAUCGGGCCGAGAACCUCGAUACAUAUUGGCAAGAAUUCCAUCGAGGGGAGGGCGUUCCCGUAUUUUUUCAUUUUCUCGUCCGCUGCCCUGGCCGCGGCCAAACCGCAUUCUUUACUUGUCAGGUUUACAUAUCGUUCGGCAAGGGUGCCAGGGACCGUAACAUCCCACGCCAAACAUCUACCGGCUCUCCAAGGUAUUAGAGUGCAUCAGUCCGGACGCCUACCAUCAUGCGCAGAAAUGCCUGAUGGUUCCUUGAGAACCGGGAUUGAAGCCUUGGAGAAGAGCCGACAAAUGUAG
Helobdella robusta is the source of this 393-nucleotide messenger RNA. RefSeq lists its product as hypothetical. Bases 1 to 393 code for a protein of 130 amino acids. Lineage: Eukaryota; Metazoa; Annelida; Clitellata; Rhynchobdellida; Glossiphoniidae. The transcript has a single exon. The record is from RefSeq and is a predicted model, not a curated record.